UAAAUUUCCGUGCGCUGUUUAUUGUUGUUAGUUAAAUCACUAUUCAAACACAAAACAUACAUAUUCCGAUAAAUAUUUGUAUUACUUAAGGCAAGAAUCUUUCGGUUAAAACAUGAAGUUGGUUCCAGCCACACUUCUCAUCGGACUGGCUGCAUUGAUCCUAGUGCCCUGUGGCCAGUGCCGCAAUCUGGCCAGCAGCUCGAUCGUAGUGGAUGGCGCUGCCCAGACGAAUGCGACCGCAAUCGCCGCCAAGCGAAGCAACGAGACUGAGGAGGCGAAAGCCUCGUCCGCAUCGCAGCCGGUGUCCAGCACCGUGAUUAGACAUAUUGUACGCAGGAAACGCGCAGAGAAGGAGCCCACGUUGCCCUUUGAGUUCCCCACAACGCACAUGCCAUGCGACCUGGACCAGAACGGCCGGGCACAAGUUGUUGAUGCGUUUCCCAACCACUGCAUCUGGGUGUGGAACCACAAGUAUGCGUCCGAGGACUUCUUUCGGGUGUUCAAGACCUAUCAGCUGGAGGCCUUCUUCUUUGGCCAGUACUAUGAGCGCUUGAAGCGCUUCGAAAUCGACCCGCACUCCUGGGACUACAGCAACGCUGGCGCCUAGUGAUAGCAUCAAUGUUAGCAAUGCAAAAAGCGAUUACAAAAUUCACUGUGCUCUUCUCUGGGUAAUUCAUGAAAAAAAUAGAAUAAACGUGUUGGUUUCACUAUUCAGAGUAAA
Molecule: messenger RNA, 721 nt
Organism: Drosophila navojoa
Lineage: Eukaryota; Metazoa; Arthropoda; Insecta; Diptera; Drosophilidae
Source: RefSeq, a predicted model, not a curated record